AUGGUAGUAGACCCGGAUAUGAAGUGUUUGAUUCGGGGAUUCGGUAUGCGAGGGGGCGUAUCAGGCGGUGUUCGUGGUCGUUCAGAUCUUGUGACGUACUGUGAGAAUUGCAACUCGGGGAAUGCGAUUGCAAAACCGAACUUGCUUCUGACCGAAAGAAAUUACAACCCUGAGCCAGAUGUGGGAGUUGUGAAGCCAAGAGAAAGAGCGCGGUGGAGGCGAACCUGCCUAAUUGAAAGCGCGUCGCAACGCGUCGAGGUCCCCGGCGGUUGCAGGGGGUUUAAUGUCUAUUACGUCAGCCAUCAGCACCCUGUCACGCCCGUGUCCGUCGUCGGUCCCUGCAUGGCCCGAGCUUCCCCUGUUGGAUUUUUGGAUGGAAAUUUUGUUGCGUCGGCAGAUUCGCAACUUUUGACCAUCGCAAAGUGA
Molecule: messenger RNA, 426 nt
Organism: Colletotrichum lupini
Lineage: Eukaryota; Fungi; Ascomycota; Sordariomycetes; Glomerellales; Glomerellaceae
Exons: 3
Coding region: 1-426 (141 amino acids)
Source: RefSeq, a predicted model, not a curated record